CCGCGGCCCGCCACGGCCCGCCGGGUGCUGUGAGCGCGCGCGCCCCGGCCCGGUCCUCGUCCCCCGGCGCUCGCCCGCGCUCGCCCCGGCCGGCCCGCCAUGCCGCCGCCGCCCGGGCCCGCCGCCGCCCUGGGCGCCGCGCUCCUCUUGCUGCUGCUGGCCUCCGAGGGCGCGCACGCCGUGAUGCUGCGGGCGCGCGAGGCGGCGCAGUUCCUGCGGCCCCGGCAGCGACGCGCCUACCAGGUCUUCGAGGAGGCCAAGCAGGGCCACCUGGAGCGGGAGUGCAUUGAGGAGCUGUGCAGCCAGGAGGAGGCCCGGGAGGUGUUCGAGAACGACCCCGAGACGGACUAUUUUUAUCCAAGAUACUUAGACUGCGUUAGUAAAUAUGGAUCUCCGUACACAAAGAGCCCAGAUUUUGUUACAUGCGUUCAAAACCUGCCUGACCAGUGUUCCCCGAACCCCUGCGACAAGAAGGGGACCCAAAUGUGCCAGGACCUCAUGGGCAACUUCUACUGCCAGUGCAGGGCCGGCUGGGGCGGGCGGCUCUGUGACAGAGAUGUGAAUGAGUGCAGCCAGCAGAACGGGGGCUGCAAUCAAAUAUGCUUCAACAAGCCGGGCAGCUUCCACUGCGCCUGCCUCAGCGGCUACGCCCUCUCCCCCGACGGCAGGACCUGCCGAGAUGUGGAUGAGUGUGCAAAUGGAGGUGCCUGUGGGGAGGCGCGCUGCAGGAACCUGCCAGGCUCCUAUUCCUGCCUCUGUGACGCGGGUUAUGCGUUCAGCUCCCAGGAGAAGAUCUGCCAAGAUGUGGACGAGUGUGCGGACGGGCGCUGUGAGCAGGCCUGCGUCAACUCCCCAGGGGGUUACACCUGCCACUGUGACGGGCGUGGAGGCCUCAAGCUGUCCCCGGACAUGAACACCUGCGAGGAUAUUUUGCCCUGCGUGCCUUUCGAUGUGGCCAAAAGCAUGACGUCCUUGUACCUGGGCCGCAUGUUCAGCGGGACGCCCGUGAUCAGACUGCGCUUCAAAAGGCUGCAGCCCACCAGGCUGGUCGCCGAAUUCGACUUCAGGACCUUUGACCCCGAAGGCGUCCUCUUCUUUGCUGGAGGCCAUCAAGACAGCGCCUGGAUCGUGCUGGGCCUGCGAGCCGGCCGGCUGGAACUACAGCUCCGGUACCACGGUGUCGGCCGCGUCACCAGCAGUGGGCCUGUCAUCAACCACGGCAUGUGGCAGACGAUCUCCGUGGAGGAGCUGCACCGGAAUCUGGUCGUCAAGGUGAACAAGGACGCUGUCAUGAAGAUAGCGGUGGCCGGGGAUCUGUUUCAGCUGGACAGAGGGCUGUACCAUCUGAAUCUUACCGUGGGAGGCAUUCCCUUCAAGGAGAAGGACCUGGUGCAGCCUAUAAACCCCCGUCUGGACGGCUGUAUGAGGAGCUGGAACUGGCUAAAUGGUGAAGACACCACCAUCCAAGAGACGGUGAAAGCAAACCCCAAGAUGCAGUGCUUCUCUGUGACGGAGAAAGGGUCCUUCUACCCCGGGAGCGGGUUUGCCUUCUACAGCCUGGAUUACAAAGAGCCUCCUUGGGAUGUCCCAGAGUCUGUACCCAGCAGCAGUUGGAGGUGGGAGACCUCACUUCCCCCCACCCCAAGAGGCCCCCCGGCACAGCCAAGGCCCCAGCAUCGGAAGCACUUCCGACCACACCAUGCGCCUGGUCUCAUCACAGGAAAACUCGGUGCCAAGAAACACUCCUCUCCUCUGAUGGAAAUAAAGGCAACACUUGGCCACAGGGAAGAUCGCUGGGUUUUUUGGUUUUGUUUUUGGUUUUUUGGCUGCUUUUUCCAGUUCUGCGUGCAUUCAAUUCAGUGGACAAUUAUCAGGAACGGACCAUAGCAGACCCCACUUAGGGCCGGGAGACCCACAGAUGGUUCAGGGUGCUCGCAGUCCAGUGGAACCCAGGUCAUGGUUCACCUCGGCGCCAGCCCACCUGCGGCAAGGUCGUCUGAGCUCCCACGGAUGCAGCCCCUGCUCCGGCAUCACCCGCCCGAACGGGCUCCUUCGUCGGGACGUUGACAGUCUCUGAGACAGACGCACCCAAGCCGUGGGGCGGAGGGGGUCUUCGCGUGUUGCCGUCAGCAGACGAUUCAAGCGUAUGGAGGAAAUGUGCAUUGUAUUUGCCCCCAGAGAACCACGGUCCAACCCUUUCUACCAAAAUGUUUUCUGGAACUGUCCGUGCAAGAUCCGUAGGGAUAGCCUACAUGUCUUCCACUCGGACGCUCGUGCGUCCUAUCACUCAUACCUCACAUACGUAGACACAGGCGCCCAAGUGAGGGGUAAAGUGCUGGCCAUGCCGCGCUCAUGGCGUGAAGCCGUGGGGUCUGAGAAGGGCGCGUGGUGCUGCUUGCCUUCUAAGGUCUUCCAAGCACGUCCGACUUGGUCGAGCCCCCUGAAAGGUGCAGGUGAGAUGCCGUGGGGUUGAGGGCCGGGCGCUCCAGCGUGUCCUGCAGGAGAGGAAGGGGGGAUGCCAGGGAGGGGCGCCCACGGCCCAUGGGGCACAUGAUGGGUCAGGCGCUGGCAGCCAGCGAGGACACAGCCACCCCCGGGGGCCCACGUGCUCCCCAGUGGUCGGCUCCCUGGGGACAGGUUGUCCCGUGGCCUCCGCAGCAAGGCGGGGCCGACGGCUGCCACCCCCACUCACCGCGGCCGGCCCUGCCUGGAUCACCUUCUG
Messenger RNA from Mirounga angustirostris (Northern elephant seal), 2722 nucleotides. It is a transcript of the gene GAS6, whose product is annotated as growth arrest specific 6. Gene Ontology annotation, molecular function: receptor ligand activity; calcium ion binding. The record is from RefSeq and is a predicted model, not a curated record. Gene Ontology annotation, cellular component: extracellular region. Lineage: Eukaryota; Metazoa; Chordata; Mammalia; Carnivora; Phocidae. Gene Ontology annotation, biological process: phosphatidylinositol 3-kinase/protein kinase B signal transduction. Bases 100 to 1887 code for a protein of 595 amino acids. The transcript is spliced from 13 exons.